GCCAUCAGCUGUGCCCGCGCGCCAUUUCACUAGAUUUAACUCCUGGGUAACGCACCUUUAUCACUAAAACGCUCAAAGUCACCGAAUACUAACCUUAAAACCUCGGGCAUAUCAAUGAAACCCUCCCGUUCUUUCAAUGAGGCAUGUGCAAACUGUGUGAUGGAAAUAAACCGCUGGGUUUGUGGGUGAAAAGUGUUUAGUUUUGACGAUGGCGCCGUGAGCGUCUGCCGCGACCAUGGCGCGGUAUCGAUGGACGUUUGCUCUAAUUUUAAUCUGCUUACCUAUCCUAGCAACAGUGAUAACCGCAUUCCGAAUACGUGACUUACCUAAAGGUUCCAAUGAUCCGCACAAAUCCGUCGUAAGAACGCGAAAGUGUGAAGAUUGUAAUGUGAAUGAGCUCAAGGUCGAUCAAAAAACGCAAAGUGUUAAAAUUGACAGUGAAAAGAAAAGUUUUAUUGACAAUAAGAAAAUAAAUAAGAUAUCUGAUAGUAAACCUACUUUUCAACUUAAGGAUAAUAGUGGAGAUGACGAUUUUGAUGACAUAGAAUUGUCAAAGGGGCAAAAUGAUUUUCGACGACAACAACGUGGAUCACUUAUUAAAUCUGGAAAAUCAGGACAGAGCAUAUCAACACAGGGUCCUUCAAAAAAUAAGAGAUCUGUCUCAUUUGAUAAUGAUGGUGAUGAAGACGACGAUGAUGAUGACGAUGAUGAUGACGUCGAAAAUGUUGAUAAUACACCUGUUGUCACAAUCGUGUCAAAUAUUAAAACAAAACCGUCGUCGACUGGACCAAAAAUUAUUACUAAAGAGCCACCAAUGAAAAAGAUAGAUUCCAAAUCUAAAUUAAUGAAUAUAGUCGAUAAAGAUGAUGAUUAUGAUGAAGAUGACGAUGACGACGAUGACGACGACGACGACGACGACGAUGAUGAUGAUGAAAAUAGUGGCAUAGCUGCAGCUCGCAAAAUUUUAUCUGAUAUAAAUGCAGCUAAGGGUAGUGUAAAAAGUCAAUUAGAUGACCGACCAAAAAAGGAUGUACAGGGGGAAAAAAUUGAGAUACGAGAUAAUAAAAAGGAUAAAGACAGUAAAAGUGUAGUAAAAGAAGAUAAACAUAAGGAUCUUAAAACACAACUAUUUACGAAAUCCGAGAAUAAGCCAGAACCCUUUAAACAAGAUACAAAUGAAAAAGCCCCGAAAAUAAAGAUAACGAAUGAAGAUAAAGCUACAAAACCUAUAGAAAAAAAAGAUUCUGUAACAAUAAAACAAGAUAAUAAAGAAAUACACUCUAAAACAGACGAUCCCAUAAAAAAAGAGAGUAUAAAAAAACUUGAAGUGGAAAAAGAAACAAAACACAAGGAACAUAAAGAGAUAAAUAGGGAAGAUGUAAAAAAAGAGGCUCGACAAAAAAGAGACACCACUACUGAACAAAAGCCAAAAGAGGGUAAGUUUAGUAAAGAUCAUAAAGAAGCUAAGAAAGAAGAUGUGAAGAAACAAGAAAAGAAGGAUUCACCAGAAAAACAAGUUAAACCAAAGGAAGAUAAAAUUAAAAGUGUACCAAAAACGCCAGAACCUAAAAAAGAGCAUAAAAUCGAAAAAAAGGAUAAGACAUCUGCGGAAGGUGUUUACGAUAGUCAUGAAGACAAAAAUGAAAGUCAUCGUAAGCAAGUGAGUGAUGCUGUAAGAAGGCGCAAUUUGCUCCAAAGUGAAUUUGAAGACUUUUAUGCGUUUUUUCCCACGUUCGCUCCGAAUUUCUCAAGAAUUCAUAAUCCCGAAUGCAGGCGUCACGGUCAAAUAUUACUAAGACAGUUGAGAGGGAAUAAACUAUGGGCUUUGCACAUGCUCGACGCCACUGCGAAAAUUCCCUCGGGCCUACUCCAGGGCAACGGAAUCCAGCUCGGUGACUUCGACCAGUGUUUGGAAUGUCGCGCUCGCGUACAAUUGGAGUCUGGAAGCGUUGUCAAGGUCCAGGGGGAAUACUGCCUCACCAGGCUGGAUAUCAGGGCUGAGGCUCCUGAACUUGAGGUGCCAGUGCAUUUGGCACAAGCAAGGAAUCUGAUUAAAAGCAGGAUUGAUGAUCCAGGUCACUUCGUGCCGCGUUUCUCGACGCUGAGCUGGGGAGUGUGCGUGCCUGCCGCCUGCGACCCCCAAGACGUAGAGGUCGUUAUCAAGGAUGCGUUACUCCACUACCAGCACACGAGUGGCCUGGUCAUCAGGGUCAAAGUCGACGAAACUGACUGCCAUAUUCCAGCAAGCGGAGAUUGGUGGGAGGUUUGGAUGGAAACACCUACUCUUGUGACAUUGUCAUUCUAUGCUGCAGUCCUUUUAUUGGUACUUAUUGCGACGGCUCAAGAUUUCCUGGCUGGAAGACAUUCAGUUAGUGAAGAUGAAAAAGAGAAGUCGGAUGACCAAGCGGAGUGUGAUCAGAAAGAGACAGAAGAAAUUGAAAAAGUUGUUGAAAACAAACGUCCAGAUGGUUUCCUAAGCGCGUUCUCCCUGUACCGGACGAUCUCAAAGCUGAUGGGAGCUGGUAGUGAUGAUGAGAUUGCUUGCAUUCACGGCGUCCGGGGACUGGCGACGAUUGCCUUACUUGUAGCCCACAAAUUCCUGCCCGUGGCUGUUAUGCCGUACACCAACAGAACUAUUAUUGCAGAGAUAGUAAGUUCCCCAUUAUGGUCGUGGUGUCGAGCUGGUUGGAUCUUCACCGAUUGUUUCCUUCUCCUCAGUGGAGCCCUGAUGGCCCACAGAGUCUCCGAGACCAGCUCUGCGGCUCCAAGAAGACUUCUGUCGCGGUAUCUGAGGUUAACGCCUGCAUUGUUGGCAGUGGUCCUCUUCUAUGCCUAUGUAUGGGACAAUGUGUCCCAAGGCCCCAUGUGGGGUACCCUGGUGACGAAGAACGCAGAGAUAUGUCAGGAGAGCUGGUGGUGGAACAUCUUUUAUGUUCAGAACUACUUUGGGUUCGAUGAGAUGUGCGCACCACAAACCCAUCAACUAGCUUUGGACAUGCAGCUGACUAUCCUUGGCAGCAUCAUCGUCUGGGGCUUCUACACCAAUGGCCUGAUCGCCAAACUUGUGUUGCUGGCUGUACAUCUAAUGGCUGCGUACUCACGUUACACCACGACUAGGGAUCAUCGACUUACUAUGCUGGCUUAUCAGGGAGUCAGUGUCAGCCAGUUAUACCGCACAGCCACUAUGAGCUACACAUCCACCUUUCAUCGAUCCACUCCGUACCUCAUUGGCUUAAGUUUAGGACUUUUACUAAAGAAACCUUCUGCUCAUGGAAAGAUUGUGAUAACCCUAGGCUGGAUACUGAGUACGGCCCUGUGCGGGGCCGUGUUGUGGGCAGGCAUGGACUCAGGGUUGCCACACUACCGUUACAGCGCGACUUUCGCCGCCCAGUAUUCUGCGCUAGCACCCAUUGCGUCAGCGCUGGCGUUCGCUUGGGUCAUCUAUGUGGUGCACAGUGGGAACUGUGAAUUUAUGUCGAAGCUCCUCAGCUGGCGACCUUUGGUGCUGAUCAGUCGACUCUCCUACGCCCUCUACCUGUGCCAGUUCAUCGUCUUCUUGUCCAUCGCCGGCACUGUUAGGUCUUCGAGGGAGUUCACUUUGAUGUCAUUGAUUGACGUUGAAGAGAUAGCAGCUGUACUACUGUCGUCGAUAGUUCUCACAUUAACAUUCGUCAUCCCAAUGCAAUCGUUGCACAAGAUAUCGUUCCAAUUCUCAUCAUCAGAAUCAAAGGAUUCCCAAGAAGAGGAAAAUUCAGAAACAAAAGCAGAAAAAACAGAUGAGGAAGUCGACGAAAAGGAAGAAGUUGUACAGAAUGAUAUCAUUGAAGUGCCUCAAAUAAGGAGCAGACAGCAUUUGAUUGCUCAUAGAGAAGUUUUAGAAGAAAUACCUGAAGUUGAAGUUGAAUAUGAGGCUCAAAGGGAACAAGCUGAAGGCCUCGAAGGUAUAUUAGAAGAAGAAGAAGACGAAGAACUUAUGGAAGAAGAAGUGCAAGAAAGGGAUGAUGAGUUAGAGGUCAUUGAAGAAGAACAAGGCGGGGAAGAUGAUUUUUGGGGAGAGAGAGAAGAAUAUCCGAUAAGACGACCGUAUUCGAGGAAUCAUGACGAUGAUCACGAUUUAGAUGAAUGGGAAUGGACGACUAAUGGCAGUGGACGAAAUGGUGCUCAAUAUUACCGUUACAGCAGAUAAAGUUAUUUAAAUAAAUUUUCCUUCCUUUCCUGUUA
Molecule: messenger RNA, 4221 nt
Organism: Plodia interpunctella (Indianmeal moth)
Lineage: Eukaryota; Metazoa; Arthropoda; Insecta; Lepidoptera; Pyralidae
Exons: 12
Coding region: 236-4186 (1316 amino acids)
Molecular function (GO): acyltransferase activity, transferring groups other than amino-acyl groups
Source: RefSeq, a predicted model, not a curated record